AUGUCGCGCCCAGGAAUUCUCUCAGGUCUGUCCGAGGAAGAAUCGCUCAAUGUUCAACGUAAAACAGAGUGUAAAAUAGCGAACAUUAUUAAGGACAGCAACGAUUUGACAGCUACAACCGAACCGCAACAGAAAAACGGGCCCGAAACCGAGGUUGGCGAGCCCCCGUAUCCAAAGGGUAUCCAGCUGGGGCUUAUUGUCUUUGCACUGUUCUGUGCAGUUUUCAUUGUCGCCGUCAGUCAAACCGUCCUAGCUACAGCUAUUCCGACCAUCACGAGCGUCUUCAACAGCUCCGACGAUAUUGCGUGGUACAGUACGGGAGAACAGAUCACUGCUGUUGCCUUACAACUUCCCUUUGGGCAAGCGUACUCGCUUUUCAACAACAAGUGGACCUUCUUGGCUUCAAUGGUCAUAUACCUCGCCGGCAGUGCUGUUUGCGGCUCGGCACCCACUUCAGUUGCGUUGAUUAUUGGCAGAGCUAUCCAGGGUAUUGGAAUGGCAGGUGUUUUUGGUGGCUCGUUCAUCGUCAUCGCGCGCAUUACGCCACUCCGGAAGAGAAGUCUGUUUGCUGGCUUGUUUGGUGCGGCGUAUGCCAUAGCCAGUGUUAUUGGCCCGAUCAUCGAAUUAGUCAACUUGCCUAUCGGGGCUAUAGUAUUCGUUGUUGUCACUUUUUGCCUACCACUUUCCCUUUGUCGGACCUCCACGGAACUCAAGACGAUGAGCCCGCUUCAGUUGGCAAAGAAGUUUGAUCUACCCGGCACCACCCUCCUGCUUGCUUCCCUGGUCUGCUUGAUGUUGGCUUUGCAGUGGGGUGGCGGCGAAUACCCUUGGAGCGAUGCCCGCAUCAUUACAGUCCUGGUGGUAUUUGUCGUUACCAUCCUCCCUUGGAUGGCACUGCAAUAUUUCCAGGGUGAUGAUGCUACCGUACCUCUUAGUAUUGUAAAUCAGCGAUCUGUUGCGGCUUCGAAUUUGUACCUUCUUUUCUUGAACGGAGCUUUUGGUGUUUUCAUCUUCUAUUUGCCUGUUUGGUUUCAAUCCGUUCAAGAAGACAAUGCCGAAUCAUCUGGUCUAAAGCAGUUGGCACUCUGUAUUAGUACGGCUGUUGGAUCAAUUGUGGCGGGUGGGCUUGUCAUGGCAAUUGGGUUUUACAACCCAUUCGUGAUUUUGGGCUCCAUGUUGGUCACAGCUGGCUCUGCACUGCUGAUGACCAUCAAAGACGACACUCCACUUGGCAUAUUAAUUGGCGCUCAGAUUCUAGUUGGCACUGGUGUUGGUAUUGGAGCCGAACAAGCUAAUGUAGCUGUUCAGACCGUACUGCCCAACGACAAGAUUCCUAAGGGCACGAGUCUGACAUUGUUCACAAGACUUCUGGGAGUUGCUCUGUCAGUUCCCAUCGCUCAGAGUGUUUUCCAGCAGGAGCUGUCCAAGAACCUCGGCGGUUCCGUUGCUGCCAAGAUCUACGGUGACGGUGGAACGACGCAGAUCAAAGACAAUCUGCAAGCAAUCUUCGGACCCGGUACCGCUGAAUUCCGGAGUGCACUAGACAAGGUCAACAGUUCCCUGACACGAAAUUUUCUCCUGGCCAUGAUAUUAGCCGCCAUCUCUUUUCUCUUUGCGAUCCUCUUGGAGUGGAAAAACGUUAAGAAAGAGAAGAGAUCAUUCGAUAACGCAAAGGAGCAAAAGUCGCAACCCCAGAACUAG
Molecule: messenger RNA, 1701 nt
Organism: Colletotrichum destructivum
Lineage: Eukaryota; Fungi; Ascomycota; Sordariomycetes; Glomerellales; Glomerellaceae
Product: Putative major facilitator superfamily, MFS transporter superfamily
Exons: 4
Coding region: 1-1701 (566 amino acids)
Biological process (GO): transmembrane transport
Cellular component (GO): plasma membrane
Molecular function (GO): transmembrane transporter activity
Source: RefSeq, a predicted model, not a curated record